This is a messenger RNA of Pan troglodytes (chimpanzee), 764 nucleotides long. It is a transcript of the gene RHOXF1, whose product is annotated as Rhox homeobox family member 1. The record is from RefSeq and is a predicted model, not a curated record. Gene Ontology annotation, molecular function: RNA polymerase II transcription regulatory region sequence-specific DNA binding; DNA-binding transcription factor activity, RNA polymerase II-specific. The coding region runs from base 69 to 623 and encodes 184 amino acids. Gene Ontology annotation, biological process: regulation of transcription by RNA polymerase II. The transcript is spliced from 3 exons. Lineage: Eukaryota; Metazoa; Chordata; Mammalia; Primates; Hominidae.
UCCACCCUCUAACCCCCACUCCAGCUGCAGACGCCACGGAGUUUGUGCAGGGGUGCAGCGCUCCAGCCAUGGCGCGUUCGCUCGCCCAUGACACCGUGUUCUACUGCCUGAGUGUAUACCAGGUAAAAAUAAGCCCCACACCUCAGCUGGGGGCAGCAUCAAGCGCAGAAGGCCAUGUUGGCCAAGGAGCUCCAGGCCUCAUGGGUAAUAUGAACCCUGAGGGCGGUGUGAACCACGAGAACGGCAUGAACCGCGAUGGCGGCAUGAUCCCCGAGGGCGGCGGUGGAAACCAGGAGCCUAGGCAGCAGCCGCAGCCCUCGCCGGAGGAGCCGGCCCAGGCGGCCAUGGAGGGUCCGCAGCCCGAGAACAUGCAGCCACGAACUCGGCGCACGAAGUACACGCCGUUGCAGGUGGAGGAGCUGGAAAGUGUUUUCCGACACACUCAAUACCCUGAUGUGCCCACAAGAAUGGAACUUGCCGAAAACUUAGGUGUGACUGAAGACAAAGUGCGGGUUUGGUUUAAGAAUAAAAGGGCUAGAUGUAGGCGACAUCAGAGGGAAUUAAUGCUCGCCAGUGAACUACGUGCUGACCCAGACGACUGUGUCUACAUCGUCGUGGACUAGCCCUAGAAUGCCAUCCUUCUUCAGGAGCUAGUUUGGAGAUGGGUUUUUCUGGUGCCACUGACACCUGGGCUGCCCAUGCCACUCAGGCUACCCUUAUCUCCUCUGAACUUAUGUUAUCAAUAAAGAGGCAAAUUCUCAAUA